Messenger RNA from Ilex paraguariensis (yerba mate), 282 nucleotides. Lineage: Eukaryota; Viridiplantae; Streptophyta; Magnoliopsida; Aquifoliales; Aquifoliaceae. The record is from the annotation of a GenBank genome assembly.
AUGCCUAGGCUAAACUGUAAAGGGCUUAGAGACUCCAAUGAAGAAACCAAGACGAUUUUGGACUUAGAUAGUGGUGGAGGCGGUGGUGAUGGUGGCGGGGAUGGUGGUGGAGAUGAUGGGAAGGUGGAGAAGAGUGAUGGGGUUUCUGGGUUUUUGCCAGACUGGUUGAAUUUCACUUCUGAUGAUGCGAAGACGGUUUUUGCAGCGUUGGCGAUUUCGUUUGCUUUUCGGUCCUUUGUGGCUGAGCCUNGUUUAGAGACUACAUCGAUAGGCUUUCACUAG